This is a messenger RNA of Dujonia railenensis, 1113 nucleotides long. The record is from the annotation of a GenBank genome assembly. Lineage: Eukaryota; Fungi; Ascomycota; Pichiomycetes; Serinales; Debaryomycetaceae.
AUGUUAGGAUUAAAGUAUCCAAUUUUCCAGUCUCCAAUGGCAGGUAUCAGUACUAUCAAGCUUGCAUCAGCAAUCACUAAUCUGGGUGGACUCGGCGCUAUCCCAUUGGCAGCUGUUGAUUUGAGAAACCCUGAUGCAAUUGAGCUGAUCAGGGGGCAACUAGAUUCCUUCCGCUCUCAUUUAGAUAAUCCUGAGCUUUCUAGGAAUGUCAAUUUAAAUUUCUUCUGCCAUGACAGAUCCAUUCAAGCGUCCAGUCCAACUGCGAAACAAAUUGCCAAUUGGAAAACAGUCUUCACACCAGCAUUCAAUAACCAUGAUCUUUCGAAGAUCGAAUUUCCAAUUUCGAAUGUUUCCUUCCAAGAGUUAGAAGAAUCUGGGCCCCAAAAGAAUUAUAAUUCAUUGUUGGAAUUGUUAGCAGAGUAUAGACCAAAAGUAGUUAGUUUCCAUUUCGGAGUUCCCUCGCAAAAGACUAUUGAUAGCUUGCAGAGUAAUGGAAUAGAUGUAUUUGUUAGUGUUACUUCUCUUGCAGAAGCAAAAUUUGCCGCUUCAAAGGGUGUUCGUGGGUUGACCUGUCAAGGUUUCGAAGCAGGGGGUCACAGAGGAAACUUCUUAGAAUCAACAAGUAAUGAUGAAAACUUGUCCACUUAUGUCUUAACCAAUUUGGUGGCCAGAGAAUUUGGUAAGCAGUUGUAUGUUGUACCCGCGGGUGGAAUUAUGAAUGGAAGGGAUAUUGACAAUUACUUGUCAUUGCCAGGAGUCUCGGCAGUUCAAGUGGGAACGGUAUUUUUAGAUACAAAGGAAAGUUUAUCCAAUGGCUACAUAUCUAAGCACAGAGAGUUACCAACAACCAUGAUUUCGCUGAUAUCCGGGAAGACUGCUAGAUGUUUAAGAACUCCGUUUAUUGAGAGCGUGAUCAAGAACAAUAAGGAUGAUCUCGAUUUGCCUCCUUACGGGUACACGUAUUCUGCGUUCAAGUCUGCAGUUAAAGCUGCUGGUAACCCAGACAAUGGGUUCUUUUUGGCUGGCCAAGGCUUUCCAGUGUUGAAGGGAAAUGGCGCUGGGGCUGCGGAAGUUUUCCAAGAGCUAGUAGACGAAAUGAAAGGUAAAUUAUAA